AUGAAACCUGAGGAGAUGGAUCCAUCCAUAAUGAUGAUGUACAUGCCACUAAUGGCUCGAACUCCUCUUCGCCCCAUAGCAGAGCCCCAAGAAAUUUCAGGACUUGUGACAUUCCUUUGCCUUCCUGCUGCUUCAUACAUUACAGGGCAGGUCAUUGUUGUUGAUGGUGCUUACACAGCAGGUGGUUUCUAAGCAACUCACAUUUUGAGGUGUGAAAAUAAGCUUCAAGUGUUGAAGCGGAGAGAUCACCAAACGUUAAUGUGCUAUGUUUUUCGGUAUCGAUUGAGUCAGAAAAUCUUCAUGUAUUUUGUUGCUAUGUUUGGUCUCUUUUUUUUUUCUCCCUUCCUUUGUUUGGCCUUGUAUUUUCUGUUAGUCCCCUUUAUAAUGUAGUUUCUUUGUUGAAUUCGG
Molecule: messenger RNA, 408 nt
Organism: Ilex paraguariensis (yerba mate)
Lineage: Eukaryota; Viridiplantae; Streptophyta; Magnoliopsida; Aquifoliales; Aquifoliaceae
Source: the annotation of a GenBank genome assembly